AUGCUGAAGAUACUUCCAAUCCUAGCCACCCUUGCAGGUCUCUGCUUACCGUGCUUACUGCCCACAGGUCACGCCAGCAGCGUUGUGGUGACUGUUCCUGAGAAGAUAGUGAAUGUCACGACAGGCGGCAACGCAACCCUCCUCUGUACGUACGCGAGUUCUCAGCCGCUGGGAAAUUUCUUUAUCCAGUGGAGCUUUUACAGUGCCAAAGAGAGCCAGCUGCACACCCACUCCCCGUGUCACGGUAUUCUGAGUAUGGAUGAAAAGUCAGUCAGUCAUUGUCAAAAGAUGGUGUAUGUGACAGAUGCACGGGGAAGAUGUAGCUGGAGAUACAAGAUCUAUUAUUAUUCAGGAGGACAGUCUUACUCCUAUGGAGAGUUUAAGAACAGGAUCACAGCUGCAACAGGUCCAGGGAAUGCAUCGAUAACAAUCUCCAACAUGCAGCCCUCUGACACUGGUUCCUACACCUGUGAAGUUUUCAGCCCACUGAAUGAUGCUGGCCAGAGCCAAAAAUCAGUGAUUGUCAACGUGCUGGUCAAACCAUCAAAGCCUUUCUGCAAAAUAGAAGGAACGCCAGAGAAAGGCCAUCUAAUCUACCUCUUAUGCAAAUGCGAAGAGGGAUUGCCUCACCCUACCUACCACUGGUACAAAGUAGACGACAAUACCCUCACGCCUGUAACUGAGCAAUUCAAUCCAAACACUGGCAUUCUUUACAUUGGCAACCUCACUACCUUUGAAACAGGAUAUUACCGCUGUAUAGCCAGCAAUGUCAUGGGGAACAGUACCUGUGAGCUUGACCUAACUUCAAUGCAUUCAGACAGUGCUAUUGUUGCUGGAGCAUUAAUUGGAGCAAUAGUGGCAGCUGUUAUCAUUUGUGUUAUCGUCUGGGUCUUAACCAAGAAAGCAAAGAAAAAGAAGUCAUCAAGUAAUGAAAUGCAAGUAAUGGCUCAGAAACAAUCCAAUGCAGAGUACGUUCAGGUACCGAAUGAAGAAAACAUACCUGCAACCACAGUUCCAUCAAGCAAUGAGACAAACGAAUACCCCAGUGUUGAUGAAACAGCAGCCUCUGGAACACCUGAAAAUGAUGAGAAGCAAGACGUGGAAAAAGAAGAAACAGCCUAGAGUUUAUUUCAACAGUUUUCCUUGUCAGUUUUGGAGCCCAUUAUAAAAAAAAAAUAACAAAAAAGCAAAUUUGUCAUUGAAUUAACAUAGCAUUGGGACUUAAACUUAAAUCUUAAACAUUGGGCUGGAGAUUGAAAAGGAUGCUACACCUGCACUUUGUGAGUAGCAGAUUGGGCCUUUGAGUUAACCAAAUUUCACGUGUGUUUAUAACUAGAUAAUAAAUAUAAAAAACUACCAUCCGCAGUUAUACAAUCUAUUUUACAAAAUUAAUUAGAAAAUGGUGUCAAGCAUUGAAGAAAAUACGACGUUCCUGUUAGCUAUCAGUAAUGCUGUAUGUGUCCAUCCAGUUCUGAACCACAGAAGCCUGCUCCGUGAAGUGUUGGCCAACCUCAUGUCUCCUGUGGACCAAGAACUACCAUCAUGGCCAGUACACUGGAAUGUUUAAAGGAUCUGAUUUUGCACUUCAGAACUAAAAGCACGUUUCACCGAUUUCAUCAGAGCGCAGAAACAGAUUUAAAGACCUGGACCAAUGAAAUCUUGUGUCUGAAUUCCACUUAAAGUUACAAAACCAAAACAGUCCUGGAAACGUUUACCCUGUUGCUGCCUAACAUGGGACACACUUUG
This is a messenger RNA of Cygnus olor (mute swan), 1746 nucleotides long. RefSeq names its product V-set and immunoglobulin domain containing 1 (gene VSIG1). NCBI's taxonomy places the organism in Eukaryota, Metazoa, Chordata, Aves, Anseriformes, Anatidae. The record is from RefSeq and is a predicted model, not a curated record. The transcript has 8 exons. Bases 1 to 1122 code for a protein of 373 amino acids. Gene Ontology annotation, cellular component: plasma membrane. Gene Ontology annotation, biological process: epithelial cell morphogenesis; maintenance of gastrointestinal epithelium.